UGGAUGCACUUAAAAGAUAUCUUCCAGCAAUUAUCUGCAUGGUAGAAACUCAUCUUACUAGAGAAACCGUGUCCCGCUUGACAACGGGAUGGUACUCUCAAUCUUAUCACUCUACCUUUAGCAGCUCUUCUAGGGGCGUCUCAGUUCUGAUUCAUAAUUCUGUGGACUUUACCCUUAUAGAAUCCUAUAUAGAUGACCAGGGAAGAUUUAUCUUUUUGCAUGGUAAGCUGCAUGGCUAUAGUUAUAUCCUUGCUUUCUUUUAUAUACCUCCGCCUUUUUCAAUGUAUCCACUGAUCCAGCUAACACUUUUUUUUGAAGGGAGAUCAGAAUGCCGGCUAGUUCUGAUGGGGGACUUCAAUGCAGUAAUGGACCCCAAUAAAGAUAGAUUUACAUCAGAUGCAGAACGGGGGAGGAGCUUAUGUACUUCCCCGCUGCCACAAUUCUGCCUGGAGGUUGGACUGGUGGAUAUAUGGGAACAUCUUGGCGGAGUUGUCAUGGCAACAGCACCUCAAUUAAUGAACACAACACUAUCUCCGGUAAAUACGACAGCAAAGUCACAGGAACAGAUUCUUUAUCAGAGUGCUGGUGCAAUAGUUGCUGCUAUUGUGGUUGGUGUAAUUAUAAUAUUUUCACUGGUACUGGUCACCCUCAAGAUGUAUAACAGGCGUACACGAACAGAGAGAGAGCUGGCAAUGAAAAGCACCAAAACCACAAACACACCAAGCACAAGAGCCCACAACAGUUCCAUCAGCCAGCCAACAUCUUUAACAUCUGUUCCACCUGACAUCCACCUUGAAAACCGAUGACUGGAGAGAAUGUGUGCUGCGGGAAAAUGAAGCCGAGUUUGAUUUACAGUUAAAAUGAGUUUAGGACAUUGCAUUUAGAUCCCCAGAUCUUAACCGAAACACUGAGAUUGAGAAUGUGAUAAAAGGUCUUUGCUUCCGAGACCAGCGGUCCCUACAUUCACAAGCCUAUCCUAAAAGCAGUAAACUCCUAUCCACCAUAUGAGCUAAGAAAUAAGCUAUUGUAUAAGGACUGAAAAUAGGAUAUUUGUCCACACUAGGGCGAAGGAAAGCUCAACCAUCACAACGUCUCUUUCAUCUGAAGUCUAUAGUAAUUCUAACCCAAUGAAUGUAUACAGUGGGCCUCAAUGGAAAGAAUGACUAGGGUACAUUUUUCGAAGCAUGACUGACCUUCUGAAGGCUUAUAUAUUCAUAUUUAUAUUUAUAUAUGAAUGAAUGUUGUAUGUAGAUUGUUGGACUUUCUCUAUGUUUUCAUAUGUGUCACAGAACAUUGUUUCGCUAUUGUAUAUACAUUAAAAUCACUGUGCUGAGCAGUGACCAAGUCCUAUUCUGCAGUGAAUGUCUAGUAAAGAGGUAAAACUGACCACACUCAACAAGGUUUUUGGACACAUUGGGAUAUGUUUCUUGCAUAUGCAAUCCAGUACUGGAUUUAAAAUCAAGAUGGUAGUAAAACAUUGUGAUAAUUUAUAGAAAAAUGUCAGAGUUUAUUUGAAUAAUCUGUAUGUUUAUGUCCAUCUUAGUAUAAUCCUAGACGAGUACUAAAGGGAUUUUUAUACGGGAGUCAAAGGGUCAGCAUGAAAGGAAGCCAAAAAGUAUAGCAACCAACUGUACUUGAUGGAGGAAGUUGAGACCAGUCAGAUAUCAUGUAUAGUGGUGACCUCACACGUCCGUGGUGUGUUGCGGACCCACAAAUUGCGGAUCCGCAACACACCCGGCCGGCACCCGCUAUAG
Molecule: messenger RNA, 1754 nt
Organism: Bufo gargarizans (Asiatic toad)
Lineage: Eukaryota; Metazoa; Chordata; Amphibia; Anura; Bufonidae
Gene: NCMAP
Product: non-compact myelin associated protein
Exons: 4
Coding region: 39-806 (255 amino acids)
Biological process (GO): regulation of myelination; peripheral nervous system myelin formation
Cellular component (GO): paranode region of axon; Schmidt-Lanterman incisure; plasma membrane
Molecular function (GO): structural constituent of myelin sheath
Source: RefSeq, a predicted model, not a curated record